AUGCUCAUUUUUACAAAAAAUAUCGUUUUCUCUGAGGCUUACCGAGACGAUAGGAACUCACCGUACACCAUUAUACAGGGUCGUAACGAGGUAUAUUUUUUCGUCGCUGAUCCCGUAUUUUUACGCAAAUUUUUAAUCCCUGAUCCCAAAAGUGAUGAAAAUUUUGAUCCCUGAUCCCACAAAAUCUAGACGCCUGAUCCUUGAGCCCAUGGAAAACACGCUGAUCCCGAUCCCGAGGGCUUUGAUCCCGGAUCCGAGGCUGUGAUCCCUGAUCCCACCCUUUUUUAGGCCUUUGAUCCCUGAUCCCAUAUACCUCGUUACGACCCUGAUUAUAGACCGCGUGCGUACUGACGAGAUUAUUACUGAUGCUUGCGGUUGAGAUCUUACAAGCUCUCUCAAGAGGAAGCGGAUAGAAUUGAACGACUGUUGAAAGGUGGCGAUAAUAGUGACAUCGACUCUGACGACGAACUCGUCGAAAAUGAAGAAGUGUCCGAUGAGGAUUCGUUUGUGAUGAACCUCCCAAACAUGUAUUUGUCAGCACCAGGUCGCGGCUUUCAUCAACACGCUUACAGCUGUUUUGAUAUGUAA
Messenger RNA from Pocillopora meandrina, 588 nucleotides. The record is from the annotation of a GenBank genome assembly. NCBI's taxonomy places the organism in Eukaryota, Metazoa, Cnidaria, Anthozoa, Scleractinia, Pocilloporidae.